AUGUUCAUGGGUGAUUUUAACACGUGUUUACUAAAAAAUGACUAUAAAUCUGUAAAACUCAACUCUCUCAUUACUUCAUCUAAUUUAAAUAUAUUACCUCUUUCGGCCACGCACUGUCUCCCAAAUCGUAACCCCUCUCUUCUCGAUUUAAUUAUUGUCUCCUCCACUGACCUUGUUGAAAAAUAUGGUCAGUGUAAUGCUCUUGCCUUUUCCUACCAUGACCUUAUCUACUUAUCGUAUAGACUACGACCACCAAAACCAAAAUCUAGGAUCCUUAUGCUGCGUAAUUUUGAUGGAAUCGACCAUGAUCGCUUGCAUGAAGAUGCCGUUAAAAUCGACUGGUCGGUGGUUCUCACUGCCGAUACAAUUGAUGAGCGUGUUACUACGUUUAACUCUCUUUUAACUAAUCUUUAUAACAUCCACGCUCCCAUCCGCCCAGUUCGCAUCAAACAUCUACCCGCACCCUGGCUAACCGAUGACAUCAGAGCUAUUCAACAUAGAAGAAACAUUGCGAAGGCUAAAUAUCGGGCAAACCCUAACGAAAAAAAUUUAGAAAAAUAUAAAAAAAUAAGAAAUCGUUGCAAUACAAUAUGCAGAGAUAAACGACGUCACCACAUUCACAAGCACGUGACCGAGGAAGUCGAUCCUUCUAAAGUCUGGAAAUUUCUACAAACGCUUGGAGUUGGUAAAGCUAAACAAAACAUCGAAUCCAAUAAAUUAGACUUCAAUCAGCUUAAUCAGCAUUUCUUAACUUCUGAUUCUAUUGAUGGAUCGAUCAAAUUAAAUACACUUUCACAAAUUUCAGCUACAUCCACUCCAACUUUCCCCUCAUUUACUUUCAGUCAGUUCACUGUACGUGAUGUUAAGAGGAAUAUUUUAGAAAUUAGCUCUAAUUCUGUUGGCGCUGACAGCAUAAGCCGUAAAAUGAUCAUGCUGAUUAUUGAUGUUGUAGCUCCUAUUAUUACAUCAAUCUUUAACUUUUCUAUCCAAUCCUGCUCCCUUCCAUCUCUGUGGAAAGAUGCUCAAAUUAUCCCUCUACCAAAAAAGCUGAAUCCCUCUAAUUAUUCUGACUAUCGUCCUAUAGCUAUUCUUCCCUUCCUUUCAAAAGUACUUGAGCGACUUAUUUACAAACAAAUGACUCCUUUUCUUCUUCAACACAACCUCUUCAAUCCUAUGCAAUCUGGUUUUCGGCAUGGUCAUAGUACGACUACUGCUUUAGUUAAAAUUACAGAUGACAUCAGAUUAGGUAUGGACAAUCAACUCGUCACAGUAUUAAUUUUACUUGAUUUCAAAGAACAACAACGUCGUAUAUCAAACUGGUUAGAUGAUGAAAAUAACGAUGUUUACGGUGGUAGUAAUGAUGAAGAUGGUGAAGGCGGUAUAUAUCCGGAUAAAAGGAGUAAGCAUAACACUGAUUCUGAGCAGAAAUGUGAAGAUGAAUCUACAGAAUAA
This is a messenger RNA of Melitaea cinxia (Glanville fritillary), 1452 nucleotides long. RefSeq lists its product as uncharacterized. Bases 1 to 1452 code for a protein of 483 amino acids. The record is from RefSeq and is a predicted model, not a curated record. The transcript has 2 exons. Lineage: Eukaryota; Metazoa; Arthropoda; Insecta; Lepidoptera; Nymphalidae.